Salmo salar (Atlantic salmon) is the source of this 3158-nucleotide messenger RNA. RefSeq names its product BICD family like cargo adaptor 2 (gene bicdl2). Gene Ontology annotation, biological process: vesicle transport along microtubule; Golgi to secretory granule transport. NCBI's taxonomy places the organism in Eukaryota, Metazoa, Chordata, Actinopteri, Salmoniformes, Salmonidae. The record is from RefSeq and is a predicted model, not a curated record.
UCCCUACUGAUACGAUAGACUUUAUGAUCCACAAUGGGGAAAAUCGACUUGGACAAUAGAGAGUGCAGCUACUUCCACAUAAACACAUGAAUACAUGGAAUAACAGCCCAUCAUACAUCCCAGUCCCACCUAUGCAGAGGGUGAAGAGGGGCGGUCCCACAGAAACCUGAUGAAUCACACACCGGAGGAGGCAAACAGGAAGAGCAGUAGAAGUUGUUUGGCAGCAACGGAAUCAGGAGCAGUUUCAGAGAGCCCGACCAAUCCAGGGGGGCCUUCACCUCUCCACCCUAUCCCAGACCAGACCAGUCCAGACCAGACCAGUCCAGAUCAAACCAGAACGAAACCAGUUCCAACCAGACCAGACCACUCCAGACCAGUCCAGAUCAAACCAGAACGAAACCAGUUCCAACCAGACCAGACCAGUCCAGACCAGUCCAGACCAGACCAGUCCAGACCAGUCCAGACCAGACCAGUCCAGACCAGUCCAGAUCAAACCAGAACGAAACCAGUUCCAACCAGUCCAGACCAGUCCAGAUCAAACCAGAUCAAACCAGAACGAAACCAGUUCCAACCAGACCAGACCAGACCAGACCAGUCCAGAUCAAACCAGAACGAAACCAGUUCCAACCAGACCAGACCAGUCCAGACCAGACCAGACCAGACCAGAACAAUUAAGAGACGGCGUAACGGACUGAGAGAUGAGGGGCGGGGCUGUCUGACCCCUGACCCCUAACAAGGUGGUGUAACCUCUGACCCCUGACCCCUAACAAGGUGGUGUAACCUCUGACCCCUGACCCCUAACAAGGUGGUGUAACCUCUGACCCCUGACCCCUAACAAGGUGGUGUAACCUCUGACCCCUGACCCCUAACAAGGUGGUGUAACCUCUGACCCCUGUGGCUCCUCCGAUGUUCUGCAGAAAGGACAGCCUUCCCUCCCCCAGCUUGGAAGACUCCUUCUUCCCCCUCUCCUCCUCCUCCUCCUCCUCCUCCUGCCGCCAGGGUGGGAGUGGUUCCAUGGGGAAGGCGGGGUUAAAGGCGGAGCUGGAGGCGGGAUUAGAGACAGAUCUGAUCCUGGCUGCUGAGCUGGGCCAGGCUCUGUUGGAGAGGAAUGUAGAGCUGGCCGAGGCACUGACGCAGAGAGACAGACAGGUAGAGGUCCUGCAACAGGAGAAGCAUGUUCUCCAGAGGAGGCUGGAGGUGUGUGAGCUGUCGUCACAACAGAGAGAGGCGGAGCUAACCUCCGACCUCUCCUCCUCACUGGCCGAGCUGGACCGACAUCACAGCCGGGAGCAGGGCCAGAAGAAGGAGGGAAACACACAGCUGACUGAGCUGGCCAAUCACAACCACCGCCUGGUGGAAGAGCUGGCAGAGGCUGUCUCAGCAGAACACUCGUUGCGUGUGGAACUCCGUUCACUCCGAGAAGAGAUGGAAGAAUCCUCCCUCAGCAAAACCAUUAGUUCUACACAACUAGACAGCACACAAGCAGAGAACAGGGUGUUGAAGGAGAGGCUGGGAAACAUGGAGGAGCAGUUGAGGUUGUGGCAGGAGGACUGUGAUAGGCUGAGAGGAGAGAGGGAGAGGCAGAGAGACAGACUGACAGAUCUACAGACCAAUCUGAGAGAGAGAGAAGCCCAGUUGGAGCAGGAACAGAGUGUGGUGUUUGAGUUGCGGACACUGAGCCGUUCUCUAGAGCGGAGAGUCCAGAGACUGGAAGAGGACAGCAGUCUGGACGACACACACACUCACACACACCCUCUGUCCCUGCUCAGUGAGAUACAGCAGACUCAGGCUACAGAGGCCCUGUUGGCCCACUCUACCAUCCUACAAGACAAAGACCAGGAGAUAGACACACUGAGAGAAAAGCUGUGCUCCAGAGAGGCGGAGCUUGGUUCUCUGAGGGAGGAGCUACAGUCAUUCAGGAGCCAAGGAAAACCCAGCUACAGUUCCCUGGAGAGCGAGGUGUGUAAGGUGCGAGCGGAGAGAGACAGUCUGAACCAGCAGCUGCUGAACACCAUUCAACACAAGGUGGUGCUGUCGCAGGAGGUCGAUGCAUGGCAGGAGGACAUGCGGCUGCUGAUAAGUCAGCAGGUGCAGCAGCAGGCGGAGGAGAAAGAGAGAGAAAAGGAAUGAGAGAAAGAGAGCAAGAGGAAGGGGCUGCAGAGAACCCGCUCCAUGAGAGUCAGAGGAGAGAGAGGGAAAGGAUUCUUCUCUUCUCUCUUUAAAGGGGAUGAAUAAGAGAUGGAGGGACAGAUAAACGGGGGAGAGAGGGAAAGAGAGGACAGGUAUUUGAUGUAAAUAUUGAAAUUUAGAUCACAUGGUUAAACAUUAAGAUAUUGAGUUUAUACUGUAAUGUUUUACACAUUCGAAAGUCUCUCAGCCUAUCACACAAUGUUAUGCAAAUGAGUUCCUGUAUGUGAGGAUACUGGGAGGAGUUUUUGGUGAGGCGUUUGUGCGGCGGGUCAGUGCUGGUGUGCACUGUCUGUUCAUCCAAAUAAAUUAUUGAUUAUUUUAUGGGAAAUCAGUGUCCUAGACUGUUUACACUAGUCAACAAACUAUAUGCGCAUGUCGGUGGCCUUACAGGCUCGUUACAAUACUAUACCACGCCCUGGUAAUGUGGAGAAUGUUAUCCUGUGUGUGUAUUUAGAAUGUUCUACUGUGUAUAUUUAGAAUGUUCUACUGUGUAUAUUUAGAAUGUUCUACUGUGUAUAUUUAGAAUGUUCUACUGUGUAUAUUUAGAAUGUUCUACUGUGUAUAUUUAGAAUGUUCUACUGUGUUUAAUAUACAGUGCCUUGCAAAAAUAUUCAGCCCUAUUGGAUUUCUGACAAUGAAAUACAUUUUUUCAUCCCACUUUGUAACACAAUAAAAUAUGAAGAAAUCCAAGGGGUCUGAAAACAUUAUGCAAGGAACUGUAUAUACAGUACAUUCAUGAAACUAUUGUGUUUAUAUACGUCUAUACACUACCGUUCAAAAGUUUGGGGUCACUUAGAAAUGUCCUUGUAUUUGAAAGAAAAGCACAUUUUUUUGUACAUUGAAAUAACAUUAAAUUGAUCAGAAAUACAGUGUAGACAUUGUUGUCAAUGACUAUUGUAGCUGGAAAUGGCAGAUUUCAGAGGCCCAUUAUCAGCAACUAUUACUCCUGUGUUCCAAUGGCACGUUGU